Armigeres subalbatus is the source of this 1284-nucleotide messenger RNA. RefSeq lists its product as uncharacterized. The transcript has 2 exons. Gene Ontology annotation, molecular function: nucleic acid binding. NCBI's taxonomy places the organism in Eukaryota, Metazoa, Arthropoda, Insecta, Diptera, Culicidae. The record is from RefSeq and is a predicted model, not a curated record. The coding region runs from base 1 to 1284 and encodes 427 amino acids. Gene Ontology annotation, biological process: DNA integration.
AUGAUUCUGAAGAUAGUACAGGACGCCGAGUUCGCCUCUGAAAUCGAUCUAUUGAAAGAGCCAAAGCGUUCACCAUGGAGUACGAAGUUGCCAAAGAGUAGCGUAUUGUACAAACUUAGUCCGUUCAUGGAUGGAGAUGGAUUGCUGCGUAUGAAGGGUCGUAUAGACGCCUGCAAAGUGGUAGAAGAGGUUAUGAAACAUCCAAUACUUCUACCCAAGCACCACACAAUUACGGACCUGAUUAUAGCCAGGUUCCAUCAACGGUACUGCCAUAUGAAUCACCAGACUGCAGCCAACGAAAUUAGACGAAAAUUCUACAUGCCUCAACUUAUAAUCGUCUGCCCCAGAAAUGUCCGCCCUUCCACCCGCACGGUUGAAAGCUUUUUGCUGCCCGUUCUCCUACAUUGGAAUCGGAAGACCGAGAAACGUUGGGGAGUGUUGAUCACUUGCCUCACUAUACGUGCAGUUCACAUCGAAUUAGCCUAUAGCCUCACGACAGACUCAUCGUAUCGUAUCAUCGCCAUCCGUAACUUCAUUGCCAGACGAGGUUCUCCUGUAGAAAUUAUCAGUGAUCGUGGUACGAACUUCAUCGGAGCCAGUCGGGAGUUAAAGAAAGCGUUGCAGCACGUAAACCAAGACAAGCUGAUGGAACAUUUUGUCACCAGCGACACUAAGUGGUCGUUCAACCCGCCCGCUUCUCCGCACUUUGGCGGAGCCUGGGAACGACUAGUCCAGUCCGUGAAGAAGGCCCUGAAACACACCCAACUCACGCGCACACCCACCGACGAACUACUAAGGAAUAUGUUGACGGAGCCGACUGAACUGCCGCUAGACGAUGAGCACAGUCAGUCCCUAACUCCGAAUCACUUUCUGCUCGGGUCGUCAGAUGGUUCUAAGCCCCCGAUCGCGUAUGACAACAGCAGCUAUCUGAAGCAUACAUGGAAGUUGUCGCAGGUCUAUGUCAAUAGAUUUUGGCGGCGUUGGGUUUCCGAAUACCUGCCAACUUUGACCCGAAGGUCCAAAUGGUUCAGUGGUGUAAAACCUUUAGCGGAAGGAGACAUCGUCGUUAUCGUGAACGAAACUUUGCCUAGGAACUGCUGGCCGAGAGGCCGCGUGGUUCGCGCCAUCCAAUCCAAGGAUGGACAGGUUCGUCGAGCUCUAGUGAGGACAUCAACUGGACUGCUGGAGAGACCAGCCGUGAAGCUUGCGGUAUUGGAUGUCGCAACUGCAAGUACGUCGAACCAGCGACUUCGAGUACUGGUCUGCCGUAAUCUGAAAAAGUGA